AUGGACUCGUCCUCAUAUGCUGGACAGAAACGCAAAGUUACCGACAUGAGUUCCGACGAAGAAGAUGAGCGCCCGACCCUUGGCUUUCGUGGCUUCAAGAGAGCCGCCUCACGCUCAGAAUCCCCGCCUACAAUGGGUGGACUUGGUAGUGCACCCCAAAAUCCAUGGAACAACAUGGCCAGCGCAACACCCGCAGCUCGAGGUGGAGGUGGAGGCGCUGCUCGAUCGGGAGGGGGAAAAGGCGGCGGUGGAAGCAGUUUCGCAGCGCGCAUGAUGGCAAAAAUGGGAUACAAGGAAGGGCAAGGUCUGGGAACAAGUGGCCAAGGUAUUGUGAAUCCUAUUGAAGCACAGGCACGACCUCAGGGUGCUGGUCUGGGUGCUGUUCGAGAGAAGACGAAGCAAGCGCGCGACGAAGAAAAAAGAGCAGCUGCACACCGCGGUGAAGCUGUGGAGGAUAGCUCUGACGAAGAGCGCCAACGACAAAAAAGGAAGAAGGAAGACCGAAAGACCGCCAGUCGCAGUGGAACAGGAACCCCUGUCUCGCGGCCUAAGCCCAAGUUCCGGACCGCACGAGAAAUAGAGGCCGACAUGGAAGGACUUGAGGUGCCGAAUGUCCUAAAAUCGCUGGUCGAUGCUACGGGCAAGGAACAAAGGAUCUUGACGUCAACAGCAGGCUUGAUGACAUCGCAGCAAUUUGUCACCCAGGAAGAAGGCGAGGCUUUGAAGAUUGCUCGGCGAGCUCGGAAUGACUUGGAAGCCUUUGCGGAAGAAUGGAAGGGCUUGACCGAAAGAAAGAAAUUCAUUGAGAUUGAAGAAGCUCAGGUCGUGGAUGAAUUAGAUACAUACCAGGGCACAGUUAAUCACCUAACCGGUCUGAUCGCUGCUAUUGAAGAGCUGGAUAUCUUCGAGAACGACGAAAGCAUUUCCUCGAAGUUUGAUGAGAUGACCACAAAAAUUGAAUCUAUGGAAUCAAAGUAUCGCGAUCUCGCAGACGAAUACAAAACUUCUGAGACUGCCGUUGCGGCGUUACACCCCUUGUUCAGACAAGCCAUGGAAGAAUGGGAGCCUCUCCAGAAUCCGACGUUCCUCGUCUCUAACCUGACCCGUCUUCAACCUCUUCUUGCUCGGAAAAGUGGGGACCAUGGAGAGAUCCAACAGCGUUCGUCUACAUCACCCUAUGAAACCAUGAUGUAUACUCUAUGGCUUCCGCGAGUGCGUUCUGCUCUUUUGAACGACUGGGAUGUUUACGACCCAUCAGCCGCGACGUCACUUAUUGUGGCGUGGAAGAGCAUCAUCCCUCCAUUUGUCUUUGCCAAUAUCCUCGAUCAGCUGGUCGUGCCAAAACUCUCAGGUGCCCUGAAAGAAUGGAAGCCGAGAAGCAGCCGCCGCCAUCCAUCGAGCCAACAAGAUGGUCGCUUCCCAUGGUGGCUUUUCCAAUGGUUGCAAUACCUGGACGAGAGACAUACCAACCCAGAGCAACCUACCGGCCUUAUGUCUGACACCAAGAGAAAAUUCCGUGUCGUUCUGGAUUCCUGGAGUCUUCGUCGCGGCCUGAUCGAUGGGCUGGAGCUUUGGCGGGAUGCACUGGCCUCCGAGUUUGAUGUCUGUCUUCGUAACCAUCUGUUGCCACGUCUUGGACGUCACCUACGGGAAGAUUUCUUCGUGAACCCAGCAGACCAAGACAUGACCCCACUCGAAGAUGUCCUGCGCUGGAAAGACUUUUUCCAACCCAAGGUCAUGGCGAGGUGGGAACCUGGUGCUCUUGGUGGCGCGAACAGAUUCCCCCCCGCGAUCAAUGAACUCGCAAUUGUGGAAGAUGAGUGGAACAAAGGCUUUCGUACCAUGGAACAGGCCUUGGAUCUUGGCGAUCGUGUGGCUGCUGAGCUUCCGCGGCCCAGUGCUAGUGCUAAGGCAGAACUUCCGACUCAAGCAGAAGCCGAAUCCAAGGCUAAAGCUGCGGCGGCGGCAGCAGCCCGAUCAAGACCCAAACAUCAGAUCGUGGAGGAGCCUUCCUUCAAAGAUAUUGUGGAGAGCUGGUGUGUGGAGCAAGGCCUUAUCUUCUUACCAUUGCGCGAGGCAAACCCUCAGAAUGGACUGCCACUGUUCCGCAUCACAGCCAGCGUCACUGGAAAGGGUGGUGUUGUAGCUUACCUUCAGGGAGAUAUGCUGCGAGUGCAGAACAAGAAAGCCAAAGAUCUAUGGGAGCCUAUGACAAUGGAGGAUCGACUGAUUGAGCUCGCCGAAGGGCGGUAG
This is a messenger RNA of Penicillium malachiteum, 2253 nucleotides long. Its product is annotated as putative G-patch domain protein (TFIP11). Lineage: Eukaryota; Fungi; Ascomycota; Eurotiomycetes; Eurotiales; Aspergillaceae. Gene Ontology annotation, biological process: spliceosomal complex disassembly. The transcript has 2 exons. The record is from RefSeq and is a predicted model, not a curated record. Bases 1 to 2253 code for a protein of 750 amino acids. Gene Ontology annotation, cellular component: U2-type post-mRNA release spliceosomal complex. Gene Ontology annotation, molecular function: nucleic acid binding.